CCACGACUGGGAGAGGGAAAAACAUUUCAAAAGCCUCAAAAUUCACAACAGACAAACAGGUUCAUCAGCUUCCAUUCAUACUUGUGGCGCUCAUAGUCAAUGAUGAUCAGUGAUGAGAAUGUGGGUUUGCAGAGAUAGAAACAAUACUCAAAUGAAAGAGGAGGGGAGAAGAAUGUGUCUACAAGAUUAAGUAGAGCAAGUGCCUGCCAAAGAGUAGGUUGCAGAGCUAAUCCUCAUUACAACAUGGAGCUACAAAGAUUUAUUAUGACUGGUUUCUGCAUUUGCCUCGUUUGGGUUUCAAUGUGGGAAGGGGCAGAGGCAGACGACGGGGCAGAGAAAGGGCCAGGCAUCGGUGUAAACUACGGAAGGGUGGGGAACAAUUUGCCAUCGGCAAAACAAGCGAUAAAGCUGCUUGCUAACACGAUUGUAGACAAAGUAAAAAUCUAUGAUUCAGACCCCACCGUAUUGCAGGCAUUUGCACACACAGGCAUUGGAGUUGUGGUAUGUUUGGAGAACGAGAAAGUGCAGGCGGUGAGCGAGAGCGAGAACGCAGGGCAAGCGUGGGUGAGCCAGAGGAUCAGUCCUUACUAUCCUGCCACCAACAUUAUUCAGAUCAUGGUGGGCAACGAGGCACUCACAGACACAGACGGCAAAAUAAGUGAUGCUCUGGUGCCCGCCAUGCAAAAUGUUCAUGCAGCUCUGGUCUCGUUGAAUCUGGCUGACAAGAUAAAGGUCUCAACGCCGCACAGCAUGGCAGUUCUUGAGAGCUCAUUCCCUCCCUCAGCCGCCACAUUCACGCCCUCUUUGCUACCCAUCAUGAAGCCCCUUCUCAAGUUUCUUGAGGAAACAGGGGCUCCCUUCAUGGUGAAUGCCUACCCUUAUUUUGCCUACAGAGACAACCCAAAAGAAGUGUCCCUAGAUUAUGUGCUCUUUGGCCAGUCUCCUGGGGUUAAGGAUCCCAAGGGCUUCACCUACAACAACAUGCUAGAUGCUCAGAUUGACUCUGUUUACUCUGCCAUGGCUGCCCUGGGUCAUAAUGACAGUAUUCCUGUGAGCAUUUCAGAGACUGGGUGGCCUUCCAAGGGAGAUCCAGCUGACAUUGGAGUUAACCCAGAGAAUGCCAGAAACUACAAUACCAGAGUUAUAAAGCAUGUCACCUCUAAUGCAGGAACUCCCAUGAGGCCCAACAGGGUGAUCGACACCUACAUCUUUGCUCUUUUCAACGAGAAUCAGAAGCCAGGGCCUAUUACAGAGAGAAACUUUGGGCUUCUUCAGCCUGAUGGCUCCAAAGUAUAUGACAUAGAUUUGAGCUGUGGGUAUUGCGGCGCGGCGGCGCCGGCGCCGGCGCCACCUCCUCCUGCUCCCCUGCCCAUGCAAUGGUCUCGCCCAGCCAAAGGAGGCCGCCAAGCUGGUGCAAUCUGGUGCAUUGCUAAGCCUAGUGCCGACCCAUCUGUGCUUCAGGAAUCUCUGGACUUCGCCUGCGGCCAAGGCGGAGCUGAUUGCUCUGCAAUUCAUCAGGGGGGUCCUUGUUAUACUCCAAACACUGUUCACGCUCAUGCUUCCUUUGCCAUGAAUAGUUAUUACCAUGUCCAUGGGAGAAACUACUGGAACUGCGACUUCAAAGACACUGGCCUCGUUACUUUCACAGAUCCCAGCUAUGGAUCUUGUAACUAUCCGCAGCAAUAAGAAUGGAAGAAAUCCAGAAAGGUGUCAGUUCAAGAUAUGCUCAAUCCACCAUUGAGUAUGUUACUGUUUAUGGUUGUACGCAUUUGAAGAAGUUUUGUCCUCCCAAACAGAAUGUGAGAUAAUCAAUGCCAUUGUAUUAAAAGUGCCAAUUGUCUAAUCGAUGAAGAUUAGUCAUCUGAUUUCACUCUCUUGUGAAAGCUUUUAACGCUGUUAUUAUUGUGUACUGAUAAAGCUGAGGAGGCGGCAGAGUGGCAUCCUAUCUCACCUUUUUGAUCGUAAUGUACAUCAUGGUUUCUACUUUGAUACAGAAUUGUGUUGGAUUCC
Molecule: messenger RNA, 2010 nt
Organism: Cryptomeria japonica (Japanese cedar)
Lineage: Eukaryota; Viridiplantae; Streptophyta; Pinopsida; Cupressales; Cupressaceae
Product: glucan endo-1,3-beta-D-glucosidase
Exons: 3
Coding region: 244-1686 (480 amino acids)
Biological process (GO): carbohydrate metabolic process
Cellular component (GO): plasma membrane
Molecular function (GO): hydrolase activity, hydrolyzing O-glycosyl compounds
Source: RefSeq, a predicted model, not a curated record